GUUUUUCUCUCUCUACCAUUAUCUCGCUCAGAAAAUAUCCAAAGUCGAAGUGCAAGAAAACGAACAGUAAAAGAGAAUGGGAAAUGCAUUGAGGUUUCUUUAUGGCCAAUGCUGUUCCGAGCCACCAACCACCACCACUACAUACGGCGGUGCUGGUGAUCAACAACUUGGCCACCACGGCGUUUCUUCAACCAGCGUCGGUGUCUCCGCCCUUGCCCAGCACCUCUAUCACUUCGAAAUCACCUCCCAGGUUCCUGAAGGUCUGAGUAAGCAUGUGAGUUCAUCCAAGAAAGCUCAGUCCAAUUGGUAUAAGAAACUAUCAAAGGCAUGGAGGGAAUCAAAACCUCCACCAAAGACACCUGAAGAGGCUUCCAGGCUUGUAAUUCGCACCCUACAAAGACACCAAAAACCUGAUAUUGAGGGUAUAUUAUCAUUCUACGGUCUCCCACUUCCGCACUCGCUAGUUGAACUCACCGCGGGUGAUGCUCCACCGCUUGCUGACGGUCUCAAAUUUGAAUUACACACACUUCCCGUGGAUGCAAGGGCAGUAGCAGACGGAGACACUGUAACGGUCUAUGUCAGUACCUCAGAUGCACGAGAGUCAUCGCGUGUCCCGCAAGAAGUACACAUGGCGGCAGUUGAACGCAACGAAGCACGGGCCCACAAGAACUACACCAAAGCAGAUGCAUUGCAGAAGCAAAUCAAAGAUGCAGGCUAUGGGGUACUACAUAUCAAUAACGAGGAAAUUCUAGCACGAAAGUACAGGAUCAGACUAAGGGGAAUAGAUGCACCUGAAAGAUCAAUAUGGGCGUGUUUUGUUGGGGAUAUUUAUUGUAAUGGCAUAUUUGUACAGGAGUUAAUGUUGAAGAAAGGACUAGCAUGGCAUUACACUGCCUAUGACAAAAGGCCGGAAUUAGAGAAGUGGGAGAAAAGUGCAAGGGCUAAGAGAAUUGGGUUGUGGGCUUCAUCGAAUCCUGAAAUGCCAUGGGAAUGGAGGAAGAAUCGCCGUGAACACAGAUAGUUUGGUUGGAUGGAAUGGAAUGGCGAAGGAAUGGAAUAGAAUAAACAAGGCAAUGGAAUGAGUCGUUACAUUCCAUGAUCAUGUUUUGUUGGCUGUAGGAAUUGAAUGAAUUUUCAUAUGAUUUUUUUUUUUUAUCUUAUUUGUAAAUACAAGAUAUAGUUUUUAUACUAUUUAUAUAGUAUUAUUUAAUUAUAAUUAACUAGG
Messenger RNA from Lactuca virosa, 1225 nucleotides. Lineage: Eukaryota; Viridiplantae; Streptophyta; Magnoliopsida; Asterales; Asteraceae. The record is from the annotation of a GenBank genome assembly.